AUGUGGAUGCUACUGAAGCAGGAUCCGAAGGGCCGCGGUCGCACCGAUAUUUUCGACUUGGACGACGAUCCGAUCCUGAUGUGGCAACACAAGAAUUACGGGCUUGUAAUCCUCUGCUUUGAGACUCUGUUCUCUAUGGUCGUUGCUGGACUGAGCUGGGGCGACUGGAAAGGAGGUCUUAUAUACGUAUAUAUGCGGCCAAGUUGGCCCCUCGAUGGUCGGCAUUCGCCUCGCGACCAUGUCCUGACCGCCCUGGUGAUGCUCGGUGAAGGAUACCAUAACUUUCACCAUGAGUUUCGCCCAGACUACCGCAACGCGAAGGUCGGUCUGGCGUACAAUCCGAAGCACUUUCGUGCGAACAAGAUCGGAAAAGGGUCGAGUUCAGCAGCUCAAAAGAAAGUGGAUCAGAAGCGUACUCAGCUGGACUGGGGUAUUGCCAUUGAACAACUUCCGGUGAUGUCCUGGGAUGGUUUUCUCGCUGAGUCUCACGCCGGAAAGGCCCUUGUCACCAUCGCCGGUGUGGUUCAUGACUUGUCCGGUUUCAUGGGUGAGCGUCCUGGAAGGAAAACAUUGAUCAGUUCUGCGACCGGGAAGGACGUCGCCGCUCUUUUCAAUGGCGACGUGUAUGAUCAUUCGAAUGCGGCAUACAACUUGCUUUCGAGCAUGCGGGACGGGAUUAUUCGGGGAGGUGGAGAGGUAGGGAUCUGGCAAGAAAAGGAUGCGGAGAAACUGAAAACCACCGAAUAA
Messenger RNA from Penicillium chermesinum, 747 nucleotides. Its product is annotated as acyl-CoA desaturase. Bases 1 to 747 code for a protein of 248 amino acids. Gene Ontology annotation, molecular function: iron ion binding; stearoyl-CoA 9-desaturase activity. The record is from RefSeq and is a predicted model, not a curated record. Lineage: Eukaryota; Fungi; Ascomycota; Eurotiomycetes; Eurotiales; Aspergillaceae. Gene Ontology annotation, cellular component: endoplasmic reticulum membrane. The transcript is spliced from 4 exons. Gene Ontology annotation, biological process: unsaturated fatty acid biosynthetic process.